AUGGAAAAGUAUGAAAACAUUGGAGUAGUGGGUGAGGGGUCAUACGGACUUGUUAUGAAAUGUCGUCAUCGUGAAACAGGACAAUUGGUAGCGAUAAAAAAAUUUAUAGAAACGGAAGAGGAUAUGACGGUACGAAAAAUGGCGCUGAGAGAAAUAAGAAUGUUGAAAAAAUUGAGACACGAAAAUUUAGUAAACAUGAUCGAAGUUUUCAGAAGGAAAAAAAGAUUUUAUUUAGUUUUCGAAUAUAUGGACCACACGAUACUUGACGAACUCGAAGCAGUAGACGGAGGUUUGGGUGAGGAAAAAAGUCGCGAACAUAUUUUUCAAAUAAUACGAGCCGUGGAUUUCUGUCAUAAAAAUCACAUAAUUCAUAGAGAUGUUAAACCGGAAAACGUACUCGUGUCAUCAUCGGGCGUCAUUAAAUUAUGCGAUUUCGGUUUUGCUAGAAUGUUGUCGACAAACGGUGAAGUUUACACGGAUUAUGUUGCGACAAGAUGGUACAGAGCCCCGGAAUUAUUAGUCGGGGAUACAAAAUACGGUAAAGAAGUUGAUAUAUGGGCAAUCGGUUGUUUGUUUGCCGAAAUGAUGUCGGGUGAUCCACUUUUCCCCGGUGAUUCCGACAUUGAUCAAUUAUUUCAAAUAAUGAAAAUAAUGGGAAAAUUGUCGACGAAACAUCAACAGCUCGUGUCGAAAAAUCCAAUUUUUAAAGGUUUGAAAAAACCAACGGAUGAAGGUUGCAAACCUUUGAGUAAAUUAUUUUCAUCUUGGCCAUCAUCCGCCCUGGAUUUUCUCACGUCUUGUCUUAAAAUGGAUCCUCAAUUACGUCCGACAAGUUCUGAAUUAUUAAAACAUCAAUUCAUCGUGAAAGAUAAUUUUUCCGAAAGAUUUUUACCAGAAUUGAGACAGAGAAUAAUGGAAGAAUUUCAAUGUAAUCCCUUACUUAGAAAAUAUCAAUCCGCCAUUUUGUUAGGUUCGGGAGCUAGAAAAAGUAGGGAUUCGAGUUUGAGAGAUAGUGAAACGAGAAAAUUAUCAGUGAGAAAAAAUAGUUUUAUCGAACCGCCGAAAUGGAAAAUAACAUUGUUAAGUGAAAACGGUACGACGAACGAUAGCAGAAGACAAUCCGUGGAAGUUAAUAGAAGUACGAGCACGCGUAGAAAACUCAGCGAUACCAUGGAAGAAGGUGAGGAGGAGGAAGAAGAGGAGGAAGAGGAAGAGGAAGAAAGCGAAAAUCGAAUUUUUCAAAGUUCUUACGGUGAUUCGAAUCAACCGGAAGAAACGUCGGCAAGAGAAAUAUUAAUCGAUAUAAAUCCAUCAUCUCCCGAACCUUUUCAAUCCCUUCAAAGUUUUUCACAGAGUAUGCAAACACCCGGUAGAAAUAACGAAUAUUUAACAAACACGUCGAAUCAAAGUAAUUUUCAAAUUUUACCCACAAGUUUAAACACUCUGAGUUUCGGAAGUGACAGAACGAAAAGAUCACCCAUGAAUUCUACGACAUCCGGUCGGGAUUCUUUAUACGUCACGAAAACGUUACAAACCGGUAUAAAUCCGAAUUUACUUCCGUUUGCACCGAGAACUCAACUGAUAAAAAGACUUGAUCGUCCUCCGGGUGGUAUUUUUUUGGACACGUCGGUUUUAAGUAAUUUAGGUGAGCCUACGACGCCAUUAUCGUGGAACUGCAGAAGAAAUCAAUCGAGAGAAGGUUUACAAUGGAAGAAAAACAAGAGUAAUUUUUCACUACCCAACGUUCCCGGAGCAACGAGUAGUCCGUUGAAAAAUUCAAAGAAAAAACUUACCACUCUUUCGCUCAAUCCGGGUGAUGCAUUCAUAUCACCGGUAAAGAAUAAAUUCAACUCGUCCACCUUCUGA
Messenger RNA from Pediculus humanus corporis (human body louse), 1866 nucleotides. Its product is annotated as kkiamre, putative. The record is from RefSeq and is a predicted model, not a curated record. Gene Ontology annotation, biological process: protein phosphorylation. Gene Ontology annotation, cellular component: nucleus. Lineage: Eukaryota; Metazoa; Arthropoda; Insecta; Psocodea; Pediculidae. The transcript has 3 exons. The coding region runs from base 1 to 1866 and encodes 621 amino acids. Gene Ontology annotation, molecular function: ATP binding; cyclin-dependent protein serine/threonine kinase activity.